Molecule: messenger RNA, 2430 nt
Organism: Mangifera indica (mango)
Lineage: Eukaryota; Viridiplantae; Streptophyta; Magnoliopsida; Sapindales; Anacardiaceae
Product: nuclear pore complex protein NUP1
Exons: 8
Coding region: 125-2338 (737 amino acids)
Biological process (GO): nuclear membrane organization
Cellular component (GO): nuclear envelope
Source: RefSeq, a predicted model, not a curated record
AUUUAAUCGAGCUUAUACAAAAUGCCUAAAACCUUUAACCAAAACGGUCAAAAAGCGCGCUUCCAAGUUCCAACUUUAGCACAAAAGUGAGUGUUUCGUCCUGCACUCUUUAACUCAAAGGCUGAUGGAACGUAACGACCAAACGACGUCGUCUUUUAUGUCUGUCCAAGGCGCCGGUGGAAAGUUCAGGAAACCGCCCUCACGGAAACCACCGUCUACACCCUACGCACGCCCGCAGCCACGGAGUCGUUGGCUGUCAAAGCUUGUUGAUCCGGCUUAUCGACUCAUAUCUGGUGGCGCCACCCGAGUGCUCCCCUUGCUCUUCUCUAAAUCUUCUGAAUGUUCACUUCCACCACCCAAUGAUCAACGACACGAAAAAGAUCACGAUAAAGUGGAUCAAGAGGUGAAGGAAAAUGUUGGAGGUGAUGGUGAAUUAAAUUAUGAAAAAGCCAGAUUAACUGGUGUAUUGGAUCCUACCAGCUCAACUGAUGGAUCAAUGAAUGGUUUUGACUAUGAUGGGUGCAAACAAGACAACAAAAAUGAAGGAACAAAUGGUAAUCGGGUUUCUGAAAUUGAGCAGCUAAUAAAGGGGAGAACUUUCUCAAGGGAUCAAUUCAAUCAUUUGAUUGAGAUACUACAGUCAAGGACUUUUGAUAUACCUGAUGUUGAACCAGAAAAUAAAUAUGUAAGCAUGACUGUGAGAGAUACUGAGAGGGCUAUAUCUGCCCUUGAAAGUCAAAGGAAGUCUGUCAAUGAAAAGAAAGAAGAUUUAAGUAAGGCUCUCAGGGCAUCCUCAAGUACAUUCCUGCAGUCAUCUAUGCAAGAUGAAGUUGGUGCUUCACCAAUUGAUAUUGCAAGAGCAUACAUGGGAACCCGAACAUCUGAAUUAGGCCUUAGUUCGAAGAGUAUAGUAUCAAAAGAUGAAAGUGCAUCACUGAAUGGUGCUGAAUUUGCAUUAAAGCCAUUUCUUCCUUCACCAUCCCCUAAGCCAUCCAUGUGUUGGCCAGGAGCCAUGUUACAGGAUCAGCAUGCUUAUUUGACCCCUCGGAGUGAAAGAGGUAGAUUUGGGCUUUGUAAUUUUCCCCGAACCCCUUAUUCCAGAACUAUCUUUUCCAAGUCUAAGUCCAAGAUGACUCAAUUACAAGCUGAUGGCAAUAGAAACCUCAACAUUUCAUCCACUCCCUUGCAGCAGUCGCAAACUCCUAUUUAUAAGCAGCCAAGGAGAGACACAUUGGAUGAUGCCCGUGGAUCAGUGGGACCCAUUCGAAGGAAGCAGCAUAAACUUGCAGAAUCACCAUCCAGAAGGUCUGUUAGUUUUCAUUCCUCUAUAAUUGGCCGCUCACCUUUGGGUAAUUCCAGUCUCUCGGAGAGCUUCUUUCCUGCGGUCAAAACAAAUAUGGAAAUUGGAAGCUCUUCCCUAUUCCAGUCUGCCGAAAAUAAGCCAUCGAGCUCAGAAGUGGUUGUCCCACCUGUUCAUUCACACUCCACUCAGACGGCUCGGAAAAUACUGGAGCACCUGGAGAGAAACCUACCCACUCCUAAGGAUAAGUCUGUUGAGUUACAGCUUGCCACUUCUUGGGAAAAAGCCCAGUCUUCAAAUGUUAGCUCUGCCAAGCCAAUUGAGCACAAUAAUUUACUGCAUUUAGGAGGUCUUAACUCUCUUAAGAGCAUUGGUCAAAUUGGCAACAAAAAUUCUGCUCAGAAUGAAGCCAAAGGGAAUAAUUUCUUUAAGGUUCCUCAGGAGAAAGCUAGCCAAUCCAUGGAUGCUCUGGAGAAAACCACUUCAACCUCAGACAUUAAGGUUAACAACAUUUUUAUGAUACAAGCUGGCAAUGCAGGCCCUUCUCAGGAUCUUGGGAAUACAGGAGAUUUUCAAAGCAAGAGCAGACAUGAGAAUGACUUAACUAUUACUUCAAGUGCAUUGGAUGGUGAGGUACCAAAUUCGCAGACGAAGCCUUCAUCUCAUUCAGUGGGGACUAAACCAGUUUUAUCUUCCAUUUCUGUUAGCAAGCCUCCCCAGAGAUGGGCAUUUUCUUCUGAUAACACCAUUGGGUUUACCUUUCCUGUUUCUGCAUCUACUGGCGUGUUCUCUGAACCUCCAACGCCAUCUGUCAUGCCAUCGUUUCCAACCGGUGGCAUCCAGCAGCCAAACAAGGAACCUGCAGUUCCUACAUACAGUUUCGGAUUGAAUAAAUCUUCUCCUCCCCUUGUUUUUGCUUUCCCUUCUACAAGCAAUGCUGUUGCCCACGAUGAAGCUUCAGAUCUUAAGUUCAAUUUCGGAUCAGAAGAGACAAGGAUUUCUUUCAGCUCAGUGGGGAAAGAUGCCAUCUGCUAUUAGUAGUAGUCGUGACAUUUUUUUUCCCUUUGUUUUCCAUAGAGAUAAUUUGUUAAGCUUUGUUCCUAAGAUUUAUGAAAAAUUUUAUUGACAAA